Paramecium octaurelia is the source of this 1510-nucleotide messenger RNA. The record is from the annotation of a GenBank genome assembly. NCBI's taxonomy places the organism in Eukaryota, Ciliophora, Oligohymenophorea, Peniculida, Parameciidae.
AUGGAUUAAAAAAAUAUUUUAUAACCAGGCUUAAUAAUUGAGGGUAGAUUCAAAUUGCUCAAGAAGAUAGGGAGUGGUAGCUUUGGGAUUGUUUACUUAACUUAUGAUUUGGAGGAAAAGGAAUAUUGCGCAACGAAAUUUGAAAGUCGAAAUUUAUAAAUGAGAAUGAUGAACAGGGAGAUCCUUAUUUUAAAAUAGUUGAAAGGCAUCAAUGGUAAAUUGUUAUAUUUUUAAUUCAUUAAAUUUCAGGUUUUCCAGAAUUAAUUCAUUAUGGCAAAGACAGCUAAUAUUAAUAUUACAUCUGUACAUUGUUGGGUGAGAAUUUGGAGGUCCUGUUAUAAAAGUGCGGUGGUAAAUUUACUUUAUAAACUGUCCUUCAACUAUCCAUACAAUUGAUCGAUCGUUUGGAAGGUUUUAAUUUCUUAUACAUAAUUAAAGUGUUUCACAGCAUGAAUUUCAUUCAUAGGGACAUCAAACCUGAGAAUUUCCUAAUUUCUAAGGAGGAUACGUCAUUGGUUUAUUUGAUUGAUUUUGGAUUGUCCAAAUACUACAGAGUAACUGAUGGUAGACAUAUAGAAUUUACUCAGAAAACAGGAGUAAUUGGAACUGCACGAUAUGCUAGUAUUAAUACAUUGCAAUGUAUGGAUAUAUAUUACGUUAAGGGAUGGAAUAAUCAAGGAGAGAUGAUCUUGAAAGUCUGGGUUACAUGUUGAUAUAUCUAGUAAAAGGAGAGUUGCCUUGGUCUAAUGUGAAGGCUGCUGAUAAAGACGACAAAUACGAGCAAAUUUUAUAGAUUAAAAUGGGGUUGUCCUUAAAUCAACUGUGCUUUAAUUUACCAAAAGUAAAUACAUCAUCACUUAUGUAGUGUUUUAUUCAUUACUUCCAACAUGUCAAAUCACUGCUUUUUCAACAAUAACCUAAUUAUUCACACUUAAGGAACUUAUUCGAGAAACAGUUACUUGAAUACGAUCAUUAAUUAUAUGAUUGGGAAUUAAAAACAAUAGGGAAACAAUAAUAGUAAGAGUUAUAUAUUGAUCCAAAUUCAAUACCUGACAUUAGACUGCAGAAUGAUUUAGAUGUGGUUCCACCUGUAGAUGAGGAAGGCCAAGUAAUUCGGUUAAAAUAAGAGCAUUAGCAUCAUGUCAAAUUCAUGAAACAAUUACAUGAAAAAUACUUUGAUCACAAUUCUUAGAAAUUGAAUUAGCAAAUUUAAUUGCAAAAAGUUACAUCUAUAGAACAUAUAAGUGAAGCCACAAGCAAAUAAAAUAACUAUUAAACUAGCAAUAAUACUUUAAUCUAGAUUGAAUCUUAACCUCAUAUUCUUAAUAGUGUUCCAUUAUUUUCCAAAAGAAAAGAUUCUAAAUCAUACACUUCAAUUAAAUAAAGCUAAGAACAUAAAGAAAAUCGUAAGUUUCGAUAAUCAAAUGAUGACUAUGAUUUAGAUAUGGCUAAUGAGGAAGCAGCCAAAUUUGACUAAAAUAAUCUCGAAUUCAAUUACUUUUCAAAAUGA